AUUUUUGCUGGCCAUACCCUCACAAAUACUAGACCUGAGUAUUCUCAUCUCAUCUCUCGUUUCAGAAUACUUACUUUUCCUCCUCUCAAGACGUCCAAGUCCAUUCACCGACGCUCUCAAACAAAAGUCACAAUCCUCUUUCGUAUUCACCUGCUGACCUUUUCAUAUACGCAUAAGGAGUUCUGGAGAAACUUUUAGGGAGCAAACUGAAAAAAAUGCCAACAGGAAGUGCAUUAACCAUCUUGGCAAGCAUCGAGGCUUACUUGAAAAUGAAGGGUGUCAAGAUUCUGAAGAGAGACCCACAAGCCCAUUUUACUGGGCAAGGAACACACUCAAAGGUAAAGUUGUAUGCACAUGAAUGUAUAACUGCGCACGCAUAUUGAAGUGGCAUCCAUUGCCAGUGAAGCUUAUGGAGAUCGUUGUAUAUUUACUCACAACGGGUUUAACAGUAAGAAACAAAACUUCAGUAGUUGUAUCUCAUGCUUUUGGAUCCGUCUCAAAGAAACUAUAGAUUACUGAUAUUGUGGGUGGCAUUCUAUUGCCUUCAAACGUUCAUACUCGUGUAGAAAGAGUUAAAUUUGCUUGGUGAUGCAGUAGAAGAGAGCAAUCUGAAAGAAUAUUGAAUGUGGUUUAGUAGAUAGGUCCAUUCCAUGUAUGAUUUAUGUAUUUAUGGAGAACUAGAAGAGCCAUGAUAAUAUAAUAAUAGCAUUUGGGUGCUUGAUAGGGAUAUAUAAUUCAGUUUUAAGGAGUUGGGUACCAACAUAUAUAAGGACUAUCGGGAGAAAUACAAUCAGAUAGCUUUUAAUGUUCUUUAGAUCAUGUUGUUCUGUAGGAUCAAUGCAGGUUCUUUUACUCUCGGGUGUCUUCGGAUGCGUUCAUCUGCGAUUUCAUUUUUUUAAUUGGGCGUUGGGGCUUGAGUUUGAGCAUAUUCAUUGAGUCUUCAGUUUGGGGUAAUUGUACUUUCUGGGUUUUAAGUCCAUAGAAAAUGGUAGAUAAGGUAAGUACAUUUAUGGGUGGAAGAGUUCAUGGUUUGAAUGUUGUAAGGAAUGUGGCAAUCAGAGAUGGCAUUUUUCCUGGUGCUAGACUCACUAAGUUACAGAGAGAUACAAUGGGUUUGUCUAUUAAAAAUCAGAGGAAUUGGUCUUUGUGGAAAGCACAAACACGGUAUAAGGUGCAGAUUACUGCUAGUUCUGCUAACCAAGAAGACCUUAAAGACAGACCAAAUAAUGAAGAUGGGUCUUACUUGGGUGGGUGGAAGAGUGAAAUGGAAAGUCAGAAUUCUUCUCCUUCAGUCCCAGGACCCGUUGGAGAUAACAGCUAUGCAAUUGAAGAUCCAGAAACAUUAGAGAGAAAAAGCAAGCACUUUGAGAAAAUACAGCAAGUUCCUGCUGAGGAUCGGGACCGUGCCCAGAGAAUUCAGGUGAUUGAUAGGGCAGGUGCAGCUAUUGCAGCAGCUAGAGCUUUGAUAGCAGAAAACCCUCGCCCAGGACCUCCCAGUCCCAUUACCCCUUCCUCUGCAGAGGUUUCUCCAAAUGCUGGUGAAGGCUUGUUGUCAGAAAAAGCAAAUGGCGUUGCAGGUCCGGAAGAAGAAAAGAAGACUCCAGGUUCUGCAUCAUCUUUACCUACAUCAGAAAUUCACAGCAAUACGCCUGGGCCAGAUUUUUGGUCUUGGGCUCCACCCUCUGUUAAGGAGGGAAAAAAUAUACCAUCUCUGUCUUUACAACCAGAAGAAUCUUCAAAUUCACACGAAAAGCCUGUUGCAGAAAUUCUUGAGAGAGAAAGAUCUUUGGCAGCAUUGAAUAUACCUUUUGAGAGUACAGUACAUGCAGAGACUACAAAAACUCCAGAGGCACCUUUGGUUUUCCAAAACAGGGCAGUGCCUUCUCUUCCACCUCUUCAGUCACUUAUGGAAAUCACUGAUGUUGGCAGUUCUGAUCUCUCCACUGACUCAACUAGUACUGGAAAAGAAGGCAUUUCUGAGCUGACAUUUGAUUCAAAAACUCCACAACAUGCAUCUGAAAUAGCUUCAAUUUUGGAUCAAGAUCAUGCCAAGUCUACAAAUGCAACAAAUGGCAUUAAUCCUGAUGGUUCAAGGUGGUGGAAAGAGACAGGCAUAGAACACCGGACAAAUGGGGUAGUUUGCAGCUGGAUUGUGACAAGGGGAGUGAGUACUAAUGGAGAAACAGAGUGGGAAGAGAAGUUCUGGGAAGCAUGUGAUGAUUUUGAUUAUAAGGAGCUUGGUUCUGAGAAAUCAGGUCGAGAUGCUGCUGGCAAUGUCUGGCGUGAAUUUUGGAAAGAAGCAAUGUGGCAGGACAUAAAGAGCGGUGUUUUACAUAUGGAGAAAUUUGCAGACAAAUGGGCAAAAAAUGGGCAGAAUGAGCAAUGGCAAGAAAAAUGGUGGGAGCAUUAUGAUGCAGCAGGUCAUGCAGAAAAAUGGGCUGACAAAUGGUGUCAAAUAGAUCUCAACACUCCCUUGGAAGCUGGCCAUGCUCAUGUUUGGCAUGAAAGGUGGGGUGAAAAGUAUGAUGGUAAGGGUAGUGCUAUGAAGUACACAGAUAAAUGGGCUGAACGUGCAGAGGCUGGAAAUAGAUGGAGCAAAUGGGGUGACAAAUGGGAUGAACACUUUGAUCAAAACAGCAAUGGAAUUAGACAAGGAGAAACUUGGUGGGAAGGAGUGUCAGGUGAAAGAUGGAACCGAACAUGGGGAGAAGAACAUGAUGGCUCCGGUUGGAUCCAUAAAUAUGGGAAAAGUAGCAGUGGAGAACAUUGGGAUACUCAUGAAGAACAAGAAACGUGGUAUGAGAGGAAUCCUCAUUAUGGUUUUCGUCAUUGUUUUGAAAAUUCCCAGCAUUUACGAAGGGUACGUAAACGUGUCAGGCCAAAACUCUAAUCGUAGACAUACAUGAAUUGGAUAGACAGUGCCAUUUUCACCUAAUACUUAUAGUCAAUUCCUGUUUCUGUGAAAGACUACUACAGUCCUUACCAUUACUAGUAAAAAAGGCUUAGUUGAAAAUAUAAAAGAAAUAAUGAACUAGUCAUAAAUUUAUAAUCAAUUGAUUUGUACAAACUUAACUAUAAUCAACUCCAUUACAUGCAAUCAAUUUGAACUGUUCUCAA
This is a messenger RNA of Cryptomeria japonica (Japanese cedar), 3117 nucleotides long. Its product is annotated as protein LIKE EARLY STARVATION, chloroplastic. Bases 986 to 2890 code for a protein of 634 amino acids. The record is from RefSeq and is a predicted model, not a curated record. Gene Ontology annotation, cellular component: starch grain; chloroplast stroma. Lineage: Eukaryota; Viridiplantae; Streptophyta; Pinopsida; Cupressales; Cupressaceae. Gene Ontology annotation, molecular function: starch binding. The transcript has 5 exons. Gene Ontology annotation, biological process: regulation of starch metabolic process; starch metabolic process.